AUGAGCCCCUCUGCGCCGCAUGACCUCGAGUUCAGUACCGACGGCAUCCACAUGAGCACCGACCGCGCAUCUGUACACUCUACAGACGAAAACGUCCAAGAACCCGGGGGCGGAAUAAUAGAGGUCGAUCUCGAGCCGACCGUGCGAACACGGCUGUUGAAUCACACAGCGUCUAGCGGUGGGGAAGAGAACGGCAGCCCUGGCGCCAUGUCGCCGCGACCAGCAUCGGGUCGGAGCUAUGGGAGCUUCAACACCGACAACGGCUUCGGCGGACGCUUUCCAGGCUCAAUAGACCCUCAUACAGGAGAAGAGGCGGAUGCGACACAUGCGCUCUUGGGCGAUGCAUUCGCCGAUGGCGUAUUGGGCCGUGGCCGUGGGCAGAAGAGCACAACACAGUAUCUGGCCGAAAGGCACGGUGUCAAGAAUAGGAAGCUGAUGUGA
Didymosphaeria variabile is the source of this 441-nucleotide messenger RNA. RefSeq lists its product as uncharacterized. NCBI's taxonomy places the organism in Eukaryota, Fungi, Ascomycota, Dothideomycetes, Pleosporales, Didymosphaeriaceae. The transcript has 2 exons. Bases 1 to 441 code for a protein of 146 amino acids. The record is from RefSeq and is a predicted model, not a curated record.